Molecule: messenger RNA, 1389 nt
Organism: Emiliania huxleyi CCMP1516
Lineage: Eukaryota; Haptophyta; Isochrysidales; Noelaerhabdaceae
Exons: 1
Coding region: 1-1389 (462 amino acids)
Cellular component (GO): membrane
Molecular function (GO): acetyl-CoA transmembrane transporter activity
Source: RefSeq, a predicted model, not a curated record
AUGGCGCCUGUCGCGCCCUCGCUGCAUCAUGCUCCGCCGCCCACACUCGAAGGCGGCCAGCUCGAGAACCCGACCGGCAAGCUGUGCCUCCUCACGGCGCUGUACGCAGUCCAGGGCGUGCCGUUUGCUCUGAUCAUCGGUACUCUCCCCACCCUGUUUGCCACGAGCGUCUCCGACGCCCGCAUCGGCGUGCUCAGUCUCGGAGCGUGGCCAUUUGCGCUCAAGGCGCUCUUCGCGCCUCUGGUGGACUCUUACUUCAGCCGGAAGGCCUGGGUCAUCCCGUGCACGCUCGCCAGCGGCGCCCUGUGGCUGUGGCUCGGCCACACGAUCGAGGCGCUCGUCCUCUCGAGAGACACCACGUCCCUGGCCGCCGCACUCUUCGCCGUCGUCCUCCUCCUCGCGGCGCAGGACGUCGCCGUCGACAUCUGGGCGCUCGAGCUGCUCCCUGCUCGCAGCCGGCCAUACGCGCCUGUCUGCCAGACCGUCGGAAUGGGCGCCGGCAACCUCAUCGCCCACCCGCUUCUCCUGCUGCUCUCGUCGUCGCGGCUGCGCGACCCGCCCGUCCUGACCCUGCCGCGCUUCCUGUGGCUGCUCGGCCCAAUCCACGCCGCGCUCGCCCUCGCCGCGGCGCUGCAGCCCGAGCCGGAGCGCACUCGGCCGCGGCCGAGCCUGCGCCGCACCCUCGAGUCUCUGCGCGCCGUCGCCGCGACGCCGACCACGCGGCGGAUCGGCGCCGCCUGCCUGCUGCAGCGCGUCGGCGUCGCCGCCCUCGACGGCUGCUCUCUCACGCAGUACAUGCGGCUGCCCGGCGCGAGGCAGGAGCACAUCGCCUGCCUCGCAGCCUUGCAGGCGCCUGUCGCGCUGGCCGCGGCAGUGUACGCCGGGCGGCUGGUCGCUCGCAGCGACCGCCCCGCCCCCGAGGCAGCGCGGGGGCAGAUGCGAACCGGCUACCUCCUGCUGGUGGCGAGCUCGGUGGCCGUGCCCGCGCUGCUCUGCACGCACCGCGUCGGCUCGGCGGGCUCGACCGCCGGCCUCGUCGUCGCCACCUCCGUCUUUCUGACUGCCAACAAGCUCUGGUGGACCGCGCAGGGCACCCUGUUUAACGAGGCCGUCGUCUCGCCCGAAGGGGGGCCCCCACGCGCCGCCGCCGCGUCCCACCUCACACUCCUCAACUCCCUCUCCAACGCGGGCAAGAUGUGGCCCGUGCCGGUGGCGCUCGCGGUGUCCGACGCAGUCGGCUACCGAGCCGCGAGCGGCACGUGCGCGCUGGCGGGCCUCGCCGCCUUGCCGCUCAUGUGGAGGCUGAUCGAGCAGCGUCGGCGGUCGGCCGAGCACCAGCGGACAGUGGAGAUGGGGGUGGAGGAGCGAGCGCCGCUCAACCCGUUAUGA